AUGUCCUGCCCGGGUGCGCAGUGCCUAAAGCCUCUGUAUAAAUGGCGAGAGGCGGUUAACGCCAGUGAGAAGUUUAGAGUUGAUUGCGCUUCUGAUCCUAACAAUAUGGAAGCCGUGAUACGGCAGCACUCCAGUUGUAUUGCUGUAGGUUUGUAUACAAGACUUAGUUUCGACAGCUCGGUAAGCUUUGAAUUGAAUUUUGUGUAUUUUCAUCCAUGUGUAGCGUUUCCAUCUAGCGGGUCCGGUUUGAUAGAAGACGAGAAAUUCGACUUUGACAUACCAGUCUCUCCGAAUGAUUGUGGCGAGAGAGAGAUCUGCAGCAAUGAUUUAGAGGAUGAAGAUGAGGUAUUCUUUGGCCCAGUCGGCCACAGAGAAAGAUGUGUUAACAGUGGUCUCCUAAGUGACGAGAAUUUCAAACCUAUGAGUCCACUCAACAGUGAACAAAUUGCUGAACUUUUUAAGGAAGCAACUGCAGUAUCAAUAUUUAUCAAAAGCUCCUCUUUGAAUCAGAGUCUUGGAAGUGAAGACAUGAUGACUGAUCAAAGGGAAAACAAGGAAAUUUGCAAAAUUUUAUCAAAAACAUUCAGUGUUGAUGAAGAUCAGGAGAACACGUUAAUGAAACCAGGUCAAGAAAAUGGCCCAAGAACUGCAAAAUCAGAAUCUUCUCCCGAGUCAGUAGACAGCAUUUCACCACAGCCAGCAGAAUUGUCAGAUGACAUGGUUAUUCCAAGCACGCCAAGACGCAUCUUGCAAGAGAAGAAUUCCCAGGAUGCAGGGUUUCAAUCACCAUUCAAAGCAAGAAAAGCACGCCCACUGCAGAAUGUUUCCAAGUUUACACGUUCCAAGCUUCCUAAGACACAAAUGACAUUGAAGACGCGUAGCUGUUUUAAUUCUCCUAUAAAAGUGGAACAUCUCUAUGGAAUAGCAGCAGAUAUCAAGGUUGAUGAGGCCACAUCUUUCAAGACCUCAAAGGGAGCAAGCAAAAGUAACAAUGUUGGAGGUUCCAGUAAAGUUGAAUCAUCACUUACAGAGGCAUCAAAGUUACCACUUCCUUCUCAAAGUGGAAUAAGACCUCCAGGGUUUGGUGUCCAGCCUCGUCGACGCCGGACCAGCUCCACAUCGUCUGUGUCCUCGACUUCAAGUGCUUUAUCGUAUCAAUCAAAUGAUCUGAAUGAGACUUUUGUCAUUACAAAGGGUUCAUCCUCUGACAUCCCAUCUAUUCCAAAUGUCUGCCCUCGUAAAGUGCCAACCACUAAGGCCAGUUUGAAACCUGUAAACGGGACUAAUGCAUUGUCAAAACCAACAUUUACCAAGCCCAAAGGGCGACCCCAGCCUGUUAAGGCACUUGCACCGCCAGGGAUUAGCAAAAAAGCACCUCGGACACCCAGUGACCCUUAUAAAUCUAGUAAGGUGUUAAGGAGCACCCCUGGGCGUCGACUGAGUGGCAUAUCCACAGAGCAGGGGGUCAGUAGACCCCAGACACCUAGUAAUAUUCAGCGAUCAAAGUCAUUUACCACCCCUGUGAAGCCAAGUACUGCAACUGGGAAAAGAAGCAGUUUUUCAACAGGGCAACCGGUUAAAUGUGUACAAACCCCAACCAGAGCAAAAAAAUCUGAAGUGCCAGUAACUCCUAGAAGGAGAGGAAGUGCCACACCAAAGGAUAGCACCAAGACGGUUCCCACACCUGUGCGCAGACGUAGCAGUGUUGCAAAUAAGACAGAACCUGCUAAAGGGAAGAAUGCUCCCAGACCUGCCACUCCUGAAAAUUUGACCAGUAUGUCCAGUGAGACCAUAACCCCACCUAAUCCAGGUAAAUGUAAUCAAAAUACAUGGUCUAUGGUCCCCAUCUUAAUUUUUACAGCCGUGAUAAAAUUAUACAAAUAAAUAUUAAAUAAUAUAAAUGGUUACACACCAGGGUUUAUCCACAAACUUAGAAAUCAAACCUACCUUGUACAUACAGCAUAAUAAAUGGUAUCACAUGAAAGGACAGCUCAAUAGCUUUCAUUUGAAUGGUCACACACUAGGGUUUCACCCACAUACUUAAAAGUUAGAAUCACCUUGUACAGCAUAAUAAACAGUACCACAUGAAAGUUGAAUCAUCACUUACAGAGGCAUCAAAGGUAACAAUCAAUAUUAUUGUUGGUUACUCUCUUCUCAAUUAAUAUCUUAAUUUGUUAUCAUAAAUGAAAGUACGUUAUGUGUUGACCCCAAAGAUGAGACUACUA
Orbicella faveolata is the source of this 2225-nucleotide messenger RNA. RefSeq lists its product as uncharacterized. Gene Ontology annotation, cellular component: microtubule cytoskeleton. The record is from RefSeq and is a predicted model, not a curated record. Gene Ontology annotation, molecular function: microtubule binding. Lineage: Eukaryota; Metazoa; Cnidaria; Anthozoa; Scleractinia; Merulinidae.